Molecule: messenger RNA, 351 nt
Organism: Penicillium chermesinum
Lineage: Eukaryota; Fungi; Ascomycota; Eurotiomycetes; Eurotiales; Aspergillaceae
Product: membrane magnesium transporter family protein
Exons: 3
Coding region: 1-351 (116 amino acids)
Biological process (GO): protein folding in endoplasmic reticulum
Cellular component (GO): EMC complex
Source: RefSeq, a predicted model, not a curated record
AUGGGCUUCGUUUCGCGCAUCGUCACAUUAUUUGGCCUGGUCCUCCUGGCCCAUGCAGGCUACUCCGCCCACGAACAUACCGUCCUCUCGAGCAAUGCCGCCGCGGCCAUUCCCCAAGAUAUCAUCAUCGAGACUCUCGCAGCCGUGAUUUUCGUAUCAGCCGGGUUAGUCCUGGGCUCCGAGAACCUGAAGCCAAUCAGCUGGCGUGACUGGGCAGGCGAGAUCGAGCGGGACGGCGGUGCACGGAAUCCAUAUGCCGCACUGGAGGAGCGGUAUUCUUUCUGGGACAUCCGGGCCAAGCGAAAAGAAUUCGGGGACUGGAUCCGUGGUCAGGAUGUUCUGGCCAAAUAG